Emiliania huxleyi CCMP1516 is the source of this 1450-nucleotide messenger RNA. RefSeq lists its product as hypothetical. The coding region runs from base 5 to 1060 and encodes 351 amino acids. The transcript has 5 exons. Lineage: Eukaryota; Haptophyta; Isochrysidales; Noelaerhabdaceae. The record is from RefSeq and is a predicted model, not a curated record.
CUCGAUGAUCACUCAGCCGCCGCAGCAGCGCCGUGGCCGCGCGGCCGUUCUGGUGCUCGGCGUGGCCCUCGUCGGCGUGGUCGCCCUGGCGACGUCGCGUGCCGCUCCGCACGCCCUCUUCUCCAGCCUCUUCAAGAAGAAGGACCGCGUCUCGUUCGAGGAUGCGACGGCCUCAUCGCAGUACCUGGAGCUCCCCGAGGGCUGCAAAAUCAGGGGCGGCAUGAUCAUCAAUCUGAUGAAUGGCGUGAUCGACACGGCGCUCAACCACCAGAAGCUGCCCACGCCACCCGACCCGCAGAAGGAGCGCAAGAUGAUCUCGAUGGAGACUGGCACAUCACUCGUCAUGUACAACAAGUCGACGACGGCGAUGCACGUCGGCCACAUUGAGGUGGCGACCUGCUGGAUCCCCGGCCCGGAGGGGAACAAGAUCCUGCCCGACCGUCUCGCCGUCACCGUGACGGGCGUCCUCGGCACGCAGCACCUGCAGUAUGACCUCGAGCAGAACUUCUUCGGCUUCACCCACGGGAUGGGCGGCGGCGAGAUGAAGGUGACGGUGACUGGCUUCCUCCACCUCCCGCUCAUCGACUUGCACGACCUCAACAACACGGUCAAGGGGUGCACGGGCAAGGUAGGGAUGCAGUCGAUGUGGGCGAGCGGGCCGCACGGGAUCGAGGGCGACCCGGUCGCCCUCGACCGCGCCGACGUCGUCGCCGACCAGCAGAUGAUCCACGACAUGUGCUACGGGCCCGCGUACUGGGACGACUCGUUUGGCCCGAAGCCGCCCGGCCUGGUCGGCGCCAUCAACGAGCAGAUCCGCAAGCGCUUCUUCAAGGGCUACGUCGCGCCGCCUCCGCCGCCGUCGCCUCCCUUCGACUGCGACUGCAGCUGGACCGACAAGUUCCCCUGCCCAGGCACCCAGCCAGGCGAGCGCGCGCUCAAGCAGGCAAAGGACGACGGCUCGGCCUGCUUCCACCACUGCUGCCCUCCCCUCAACCUCGUCGACCACGUCGACCUGAACCCCAACGCGUACUACGACCACGAGCCGGCCAGCGCCGCGUGACCAGCCCAGGGGACGGCGCCAACUUGGCGCCGCCUCUCGCUGCCGCGGGCGGGGCAAGGCGGCGGCCUUCGGGUGUGCAGGACUACAGGCGGGCGUGGCGGCGCCGAUCCGCGGCAGAACCACCCCAGAGUUGUACUUGUGAGAGUAGCGCAUGCUGGCCAUCAUGCUCGGCCGAGGCGACGCCACGGCCCCGCUCCCGUCCCUCCCCCUCUUGUCCUCCGGCCCGGCCGGGGCCGCGCCCCCGGUGCGCGGGCGCGGCGGCGGGUCGUGUGUUGUGGGAUGUCUGUGGGGGCCCGAGUGUGGCGUUUGUGCUGGUCUCUCUGUUUGUUUGAUUAUUUGUCACGCCGCCUUUCGGUUUCAUUUAAAUAUCGGCGAUUGAAGGGCUUCCUA